GAAAAAAAAAAUUAAAGGAAGAGAGGACAAAAAGAAGAAGAAGAAAACAUGGUUAGAAGAAACGGCUGAUUCUUCAUCUCCUCCCAUCCACAGACCCCAUGAAACCUCCAGUUUUGACAGUAUUUCUUUUUGGUUCUAUACUAAUCACGCUCUUAACCCCCCCUGCUGAGGUUAAAGUAGAUGCCAGGGUGGAAAGGAAGACGGAAUCCACUGCUCUGCCGACACUCUCCCCGCCUGAGGGCAACACGACGUUCCUCGGCGGGACGAGCUGGUGUGUGGCCCGCAGCAGCGCACCCCAGUUCGACCUGCAGGUGGCGCUGGACUGGGCCUGCGGAUGGGGUGCGGUGGAUUGCCAGGCGAUUCGGGCCGGGGGCCCGUGUUUCGAGCCCGAUACACUCCUCUCCCACGCCUCCUACGCCUUCAAUGCCUACUACCAGCAGAAUGGGAACAAUGACGUGGCCUGCAACUUCGGUGGAACUGCCAUGCUCACCGGAAACAACCCAAGUUAUGAAACAUGCACUUACGCAACCUCAGGUCAACACAGUGAUGUGAAGUCGUCGGGAGCUGGAGGGCCAAAACCAAAGGAAAACAUAUUUUGUGGGAUUCGUCGGUUUCUAGGUGAUGUGUCGCUGGCUGGAUCUGCUGUCAGCCGCCGGCAUGACCCCGAUAAUGCCGCCACAGCCGAAUUGCGGAAAAUUUUCUAUUCUUCUUCACCACUGCCUUCCACUGGGUAGAGAGAUGCCGCCGCACCCUCCAGAUCAUGGAAUCUCAGCCUCUUCGUGACGCUCUAAAUUUGUUAAGGAGAAUGCAUUGGAUUCUGGAUCAGAUGGCACGCCGUAUGAAGCACUAAUGGCGUUCCGGAGAAUGAACACCGAAGAAGUCUUAUUGACAUGCAGGUUGAGUUGACAAGUCUUUUGCAUGGCAUCGCAUUUGAGAUUUUUUUUUGAACAAUCGUGAAGAGCUUGAAAUUCUGGAACAAGAGGUCGUCACUGUUGAGGCUGUACUAGAGAUGGUUGAAGAUGGGGUUCUGUAGUUGACAGACAUUUUAGACCAGUUCCUAUCGAACUUGCCACGCAUCAGAGUCCCUGCCCAAUCUGUCUGUCACUUGGAAAUAGCAUCUCUAUCCUUGAGUAGAAACAAGAGCUGUGUACAAUUACCCUCCACAUUCCCUCUACUAUCGUGGGAUCAUAUUGGGUUGUUGUUGGGAAUUACAUGGCCGGAGAUGAGCUUGGUGAACUCCAUUACUGCAAGUCUGCAACCAUGCAUUCCACCACUCUUGCACCUCUAUGGCAUCACAAAGGAAAAAUAUUUGUCCCAUGUGCAGAAGAGUUGGACUUAACUUUUAACUCUUUUACUGACGCUGUUAGUGUAUAAUGUUAGUGUAUAAUCUCAGCAUGUUUACGCUGGCCUAUGUGCAAAGCUCAUGUAGAUAUACCAAGUGCAGAAAAAAUAGCCAUGUAUUUG
Molecule: messenger RNA, 1464 nt
Organism: Cuscuta campestris
Lineage: Eukaryota; Viridiplantae; Streptophyta; Magnoliopsida; Solanales; Convolvulaceae
Source: the annotation of a GenBank genome assembly